AUGUCGCUCGUCGCGCACGGAGAGUCCUCACGGAAGAUCGGUGGUGGACUGUUCGUGUACCCGCAACUGACGAUGAUGAACUACACAUGUUGGGUGAUCCGGGUGCAGGCCAUGAUGGAGGACCAAGGAGUGUGGGAGGCGAUCAAACCGACGGCCGGAGAGGUUGUCGACACGAAGAAAGACAAGAAGGCACGGUCGCGUCUUCUUCAGGCUCUCCCGGAGGACCUUCUCAUGCAGGUUGCAUCCAAGAAGCCAGCAAAGGAGGUUUGGGACUGCCUCAAGGCAAGGUUCGUAGGCGCAGAUCGUGUCAAGGAGGCACGUCUGCAGACGUUGAAGAGUGAUUUCGAUGCACUGCGUAUGCAAGAAGGGGAGACUCUUGAUCAGUACGCCAGGAAACUUACCAACAUGGCGGUCCGGUAUGCCAACCUGGGUGGUAGCCUGGAUGACACAACUUUCGUGAAAAAGUUGUUCGACACCAUACCUGAGCAUUUCGUCACUGUGAUCGCCGGCAUCGAGCAGUUCUACGAUUUGAAGAAGCUACUUUUUGAGGAGGCAGUAGGUCGGCUGAAGUCCUACGAGGAGCGUACACGACGGGUAUCUGGCGGCACCAUCGGUGAUGGUCAGCUCCUCCUCACUCGAGUUGAGUGGGAGGCGCGGCAGAAGAAGGAGUCAGCGGAUUCCUCGGGAAGAGGGAAGUCACCUGAGAGCAGCCGCGACCGGGGUAGCCUUGGGCGUGGUAAAGGGAGAGGACGUGGCAGCCGCGGGAGUGUGCCAGGGAAGGACUGCUCCAGUGGCUCUAGCGGCAGGGGACUGCAAGGCACCCAAGAAAGAAGAAGAGGCACACUCACGCUAGGUGACGACACAGCGCUGGCUCUCUUACUCGUAGUAUCAGAUGAACUAACAUUGACUGUGCGGACGCGGGAGGAACAACGGGACAUUGGUUUCCUCAAUGAAGAGAAGGUGUUCCCGGAGCUACACCUUGUUGAAGAAGAUGCGGGCACCAGUGAUUUCUGGUACAUUGACAACGGGGCCAGCAGUCACAUGACCAGAGACAAGGAAAAGUUCCACGAACUAGAUAAAAGUGUCACCGGGAAAGUAACAUUUGGAGAUAGAUCCACAAUUGAAAUCAUGGGAAAGGGGUCCAUUAUGUUUAUCUGCAAGAAUGGGGAAUAUUGGCUUCUCCAGGAGGUAUACUAUAUACCAAGGCUUCGCAGCAAUCUCGUGAGCCUUGGCCAACUCACCGAGAUAGGCUGCAGGGUGGUGAUGAACGAAGACGAGCUAAAGAUGUACGACAAACUCCAUCUGCAGCUGAUCAUGAAGGUGAAGCGUUCGUCGAACUGUCUCUAUCGCAUCAAACUAGAGCAGGCGAGGCCGGUUUGUAUGCUGAUGAACAUCGACGAUCCAGCAUGGCUCUAG
Dioscorea cayenensis subsp. rotundata (Guinea yam) is the source of this 1416-nucleotide messenger RNA. RefSeq lists its product as uncharacterized. The record is from RefSeq and is a predicted model, not a curated record. The transcript is spliced from 2 exons. Lineage: Eukaryota; Viridiplantae; Streptophyta; Magnoliopsida; Dioscoreales; Dioscoreaceae. The coding region runs from base 1 to 1416 and encodes 471 amino acids.